Messenger RNA from Trypanosoma brucei brucei TREU927, 336 nucleotides. RefSeq lists its product as hypothetical. The transcript has a single exon. Bases 1 to 336 code for a protein of 111 amino acids. Lineage: Eukaryota; Euglenozoa; Kinetoplastea; Trypanosomatida; Trypanosomatidae. The record is from RefSeq and is a predicted model, not a curated record.
AUGGGGUGCGUGAGUGGGCGGAAUAAAGGGUCGGUGUGUUGUGUGUGGGUUUUUCUCUCACUCUCUUCCUCCUUCCCUGUCCGUGCAUCUCGACGCUGGCGAUGGAAAUGGGGUGCCCCCACCCGUCUUGAAACACGGACCAAGGAGUCAAACAGACGCGCAAGGGAGGAGUAUGUAUGUGAGAACUCUUUUCUCGUACUGAAAGGGAGGUGUGAUUUUGCACCCGUGGCGUGCGCAAUUUCUCUUUUUUGUGUUUUUGCCCAACGCCGGCCGGCCCCCCGUGGGCUGCGCGCGAGUGUGCCUGUUUGGACCCGAAAGGUGGUGAGCUAUGCCUGA